AAACAAAGCUCCACGGGAUUCCGCACAGAAUAAUUUCUCGCUUGCUAGGGUUUACUUUUCGAACUUUCUCCACUGUUGGUUGCUCUUCGACUUCGCUUCUUCGCGUGAAAGGUAGAGUUUUGAACGAGUUGCUGAAUAACUUCUUUGCCUCCUUCGACGCCGUUCCUCCCUGUCGGAUCCGAAGUCACACGUCCUCGCCGUUCUUCUGUUGGAUCGGAAGCAAUGACAACGAAGGUAGCUUGUUCGUUGCGAAGGUAGCCAUCUUUCUUCCUUUCGCGCCCUUCUUCCCAAAAAGAGGGAAACGAAGGAUUUAUGCUUAAAUCCUGCUAGAAAACACCCCCAAAAAUCCGUCUCCCUGUCUCAUGCUUCUUGCGGUCGUCAAGUAUAAUGGCGUGCUCGCAUUCUACUGUAUCCGCAAAAUCCCGCAUCAAGCGGAAAAAACUCCUAGUGAAUUCUGAAAAACAUAUGCAACCGCAAGAAGAAGACCGAGACGAGGGUAGCAACCUGAAAAAGAUCAAGCUUUGCGAGUCCUGGGAGAAUCUUGAUCUCAUCCUUACCCUACAAAGCAAAGAUAUUCAUCUUCAAAGGAAGAUAGAAGCUUCUUUCGAUUUUGCUAGCUCGAAAGCGAGUGACUGUGAUGGGAAUCUGCAGCCUGUUUCAUUUUCACGGGCUCUGCGCUACGUUUUUGAUUGGAUGCAAUCCCUUUUGAUGUUUACAGACCGAAACAGGAAAAGCCGCGAGCUAUUGGAUCCUUGCCUGGACUACAGAUGCUGGGCCGUAAUCAGAUCCUGCUCAGAGAAGUUCUCAGCGGCAGCUUCCCCCAAUUUAUUUAGAGCUUUAAUGCCUGUUUUGAAGCAAGCGCUGCUCUUACUGGAUGCCAAAUCUAAUUUUGGAGUAGAAUCCAGCCAACUCUUUGAGAAUACUUUACAGUGCCUCUCGUCACUGCUUGCUUUCAAUUCAAGAGCUUUUUACAAUGUGGGCGUGGAUUUAUGGAUUUCAUGUGUUGCUGACGUUCUCAAUAUUGUCAGUAGAGUUUCUAGCAGGGAAAAGCAGGCAUAUUCUCCCUCUAAAAUCCUUCUAGAUAUUUCGGCACUUUUGCUCGAGCACUUUGCUAGUUUUCUGAGAUUCCAUCCAAACCCAAAGAACAUAUUCCGUGUUUUUGUAGAGAGGCUACUUGAGCAAUUGUUUGAGGUGUUUGUUCUGGUGCAGCUGAGAACCAAAGAUAGUUGUUGUGAGCAAUUUGCAAUCAUGCUAAAGAUUGUUGAAGAUGUUAUGUCGAACGGGUUGUUUCAUCCUUAUCAUAUUAGUGGUUUUCUAAGCUCAAGGAGUUCAAAUGUCGGGCAGGAGGGGAAAGCAAGAGUACCUAACGAGAGCUAUCACAGGCACUUAUAUAGGAAACUAGAGAAUGUCAUACAAGGGAAAAAGGUAACAGCAUUGGGCGGGUUUGCGUGCUUACUGCGUUUGUUUGCAAGUAAAGUCAAAGGUCACCAUGGGUCUUCUCUGUCAUUUAGAGGGCGUCAGGUAUUGAAAAAGGGUGAUGCAGUCACUGGAGAUGCUCAGGAAGCAAGCAUACCUCUGUUUGAAGUGUUUAUUCAGUUUAUGAAACCUCUCUUGGAUGAGUGUAAACAUUGUGCAGAAAAUGAAUUAUCCAUAAUGUCAGGGGCCUCAGAACACGGGUUAGUAGAAUUGCAUUGCAUGCUUAGAUCCGUGAAUGAGACUCUUGACAGCUUCAUUCAGGAGAAAAUAUAUGUUCGCACAGAGGACACAACUGAAGGCAAACAUUAUUGUUUUCUGAAAGAAAUUUAUGAUACGUUUUACUCUAUUUCAAUAAAGUUGCAUUUUUUUUGGUUGUCUGAAUUACAAAUGGGCGAUGAAGUAAAAAAGAUGCUUCCUUUGAUAGCGAGGGAAAUUUUUGUAGGAGUUGGUUACUUUUUGGAAAUUGAAUACAGGGUUUUUGAUGAUGAUCUAGUAAUUGUAUGGCUUAUGUUGUUGUCAUUCUUGGCUGUUAAUUUAUCUAGUACCGAUGCCAAGCCUUGUUCGUUGCUGAUGAAUGAGAUUUUGAGCGUUGGAUGCAAACUUAUCAAUGUCUACAGUGAACUUCGCCAGGUUUAUGUUCCUCUAUUUGCAUUGUGUAGAGCUGUGAGAUUCCUCAUAUAUACUAGUGAUUGUAUAACAGAUGUGUAUAAGGUAUUUUCCUCUUCGUCUUUAUCUUCUCAGUUGUGCUUGGAAGCAGCAAAAGCUUUGGUCUGCUCACAAGACCUACGGCUCACUAUCGCCAAUGCUGUAAAGUCCGUGCCAGAAGGGCAGUCUAGUAAUUGCAUUCAACAGAUGAAUUUAGACAUAGCUGAUGCAUUGGAAUGGAUCAGACAUAAUUCAUUUUCUGUAGAUAUAGAAUCCCUGGUUGAAGAUAGAACAGCCAAUGUUUGCAUGCUUGAUAUGGAUAUUCAAGCCGAAGUGUUGGGAAGGAUUCUCUCUGAAAUAUAUGCAACUGUGCUGGAGUUCUUGAGCAUUACUGCAACAAACAGCAUAUUGAUUGGGAACUCUUUAAAGAACUUGAUCAAAACAUUAAGGCCUAGCUUAGGUUGUUUUUUGCAGACUCAAUCAGAUAAUGUUAAUGAUUUUUUUUUCUCCAUCACUGGCAGAAAAUUAUCAAAUCCUGAAUUUAUUGAAAAUGGAAACAUUUCACAGGUAAAAUUGCAGAGUACGUGUUGGCUUUUUCUAUUUUUCUUCCGAAUGUAUGCUUCCUCCAGAAGUUUGUACAAGCAAUCAAUUAGCCUUAUGCCACCUGAUUUAUCGUAUAAGGCAUCGGAAUCCUUGGGCGACCUCUUUACAGCGUCUUGUUGUAUGGAUUGGGUGGAAAAAUCUGAGAAAAUGGAUGGAGGGUAUUUUUCGUGGAUAGCCACGUCUUCAAUUUCACUUCCUGAGGCCAUUAAAAUUCUUUCAGAAGAUCUUCUUUCAAGCAGUUUUGCAGCUUAUGCUCCACUUGUUUAUAUAUUGCAAGUCAUUACUAUACAGAGGCUCAGUGAUUUGAGCAGGUUGAUCAAGGCUUUUGAAUAUUUUCACAAAAAAGCCCAAAUGCAAUUGCAAGAUGAUACCACCACACAGAGAUCAGUGAAAGUGUGGAAACGUUUUAUUGCACGAUCAAGGAAGGAGGCUGUGGAGCUAACAAAUUUUAUGACAGGUACUCUAUCUUUAUUGGAUUCAAUGGGACCAUUUGGAAAGUUUGAUGGAUGUGGUAAGACCAGCUGUGAAUCUGAAGGUGAAUGGGAUCGGAGUGUUUGCUCUCUGGAUGAGAAGUCGUUACAUGUUGCAAUUUGGUGGCUAUUCUGCCAGAACUUUGACGUGUGGUGUGCUCAUUCCACUAAGAAGCACCUAAAGAAGUUCGUCUCAUAUUUGUUUCUUUAUUCAUUGCCAUGUGGCCCAUGUCUGAGUAAUCACAGAGAUGUCAAGGAUGAUAGCAUGAAAAAGUAUUUCUGCCACACUGUUACUCUGCACCGGAUUUCGCUGGAGUUGCUCCAAGAUACUAAUUUAUAUGAACAAAUGACGACAUACACAAAGUUUUCAUCUAGAUUUUGCCAUCUUAUAAAGAAAUUGUUGUCUCCCAUUUUGUUGGACAACUCAACAAACAAUCUAGACUUGCGUUCCUUGCCAAACUGGGUGGAGUUCCUGAAUAUUUUGGAGAAGGGGUCAGUAAUGAUUAAAGAAAAUGAUGGUCUUGAUUUGCAUGAUGGGUCUUCAUUGUCAGGAUCCGUUUCAGUUCUGCCAAGGAUGAUAUACUUGGAACAUAGCAACAGGCAGACAUCAUAUUCAUUCAGCUUGGAGUUAAAAGCCUGUGAAACCUUAUUUAAUCUCUUUUGCAAAAUGCCCAAAUUCUAUGGCAACGCAAAAUUAUUCUCACGUUAUGCAACUUAUAUGCUCAACAUUGAAAGGCAUUUGCUAUCCAACUUACUAAAUCAUCAAGAUGAAUCUUACACAUAUGACCCAUUUGAGUUGUUGAGGUUGUUUGUGUCUUGCCGAAGGGCUAUGAAAUAUCUUGUGAUGGGAUCAGCCGAGAAAUUAGGUGUCAUAGAGUUAAGAUCCAUCUGUGUUGUUUUUGAUUGCUCAUCAUCUAUUUUAUGGCUUUUUAAGUCAGUAUACAAUGUUGCUGGACUUCCAAAUGAAUUUUUUGGGGAGAGAGAUUCUACUCUGGUGCAUGACAUGAUUUAUUCUUUGAUAGAUCACACAUCUUAUGUAAUGCUGAAAAUUAGCGAAGCAAAAGCUUUUGCUACUUUGCAUUUCCUAUUGAAGGAGAUGUUUAACAAAGAUCAGAUGUCACCAAAUCAUCACGGUUUGAAUGAUAAUGACAGUUCCCCUAGAUCCUUCCAAACUUGUGAUGACUGGGAGCAUGUGGAACCGAUUGCCGAGGUUUUAAAGGAACAUGCAGAAAAGUUUUAUAUUACCUUGAAAAGUUGUGUUAAUUCUGUUAAUCUAGAUGCCUGUAGCAACAGUCCGGAGUGGAAUAAAUUUUCUUCUGUCAUUUCUUGUUUUCAAGCGCUCUUGUUGGGCCUAACAUCAGCUUGUGAUAGCAUGUUCAAGGAAAUGACCUUAGAGAUUCGGCAAAUUUCAAGCUUGACGCUAUAUUUUGUCUCUAAACUUAGCAAUCAUAUUGCUGUUUUUGAUGACCUUAUAAACUUAUGCUUGAAGUUGAUGGUUUUAGAUGACAGACAAGCGAUUGAAAAUGUCUUAAAUGACCAAGAUGAUACUUCAAUGUUAGACUGUGUUGAAAGAACAAUGAAAUUGUAUACACCUAUUGGUACAGCUAAACUUUCCUGCUGUCCAAGUGAACAUACUAAGAAAGAUAAUGCUAUAGUGGGAGAGGAAAUUAAAUCCUUUCAGUCUGCUUCGGGUUCUGCAAGUAGAAAGGAAAGAUCAGAAGCUUCUACCAUCAGGAAACAAAGCUCACCAGCUUCCCACAUGAAGUGGGCCAUUGAUUUCUUCCAUUUAAUAAAUAAAUUUGAUAUACAGAAAUUUAGAAUCUCCAGUGGAUCAUUGUUACCACGUUUACUUAAUGAUAUGAGUCCUCAGGUAGCUUUUAUACUCAGACAGAUCUUUACUACAUCUGCAACAAUUCUGAGGAUUAAGUGUAUGCCAUCAUAUGAUACACAUUUGAAAGACCAACCUUAUAAUGAUCGAUCUGUUUUGAUUUCUACAGUUGUUAUGUUUGAAACUUCUUAUAUUAUCUUGCAAGAGUUGUCUGAAAUGAUUGGCCCACCAUGCUGGCUUUCUUUUGCUUGGUUGGAUGGAGUGCUAACAUAUUUUGAAGUUGUUGGGAGUCUAUUUAACUUUGUUGAGCCGGAUAUUUCAAAAGAUGUUUAUACCCAUUUAAUUGACUUGCAUUUGAAGGCCAUGGGGAAAUGUAUUAGUUUACAGGGAAAAACUGCAACUUUAUCUUAUCAUGAUAUGGUUUCAGAUACAAAGAUGCUUGAAGUACAAAAUGAAACAAGCUGGAAUUCUUUGAGAUCUCUUCAGCAUGGAAAAUAUGGCUUUGUCGCAUUUAAGACUAAGCUGAGAAUGUCAAUCAAAAAGUAUAUAAUGAUACCGUCAGUGGUUUAUCUGAAGAUGUCCAUUCAAGUAAUUGAAAGAAAGUUGGUUGGUGUGAGGCAAGACUACACAUCAAUUUAUGAAUUAAACACAGGAAAUAUGGAUGGGGGAAUGGUCUCCUCAGAUUCUGCUGCUAGUAUUGAAUGCUUUGAGUUGAUUCUUGAAACCUUUUCAGGUGCUUCUCAGUCUGGGCACAAUAAAUUUCUUAAGAAAAGCAUGCCGAACUUAGUUGGUGCCAUAAUCAACAUAGUUUUGCACCUUCAAAAACCAUCAAUCUUCUAUGUGGAAAAAUUUUGCCACAAUAAAAGUAAGGUUGAUACGGAUGCAGGUGCAGUCAUUCUUAAAUGUAUCGAGGUUCUUACGAAAGUUGUUGGAAGACGUUCAUUCCACAUGGACUCAAGCUUUGUUAGCCAGUAUUUCCACAUACCAAUGGCCCUCUUCACUGGAUUUCGUAAGCUCAUGGCUUCUCGUGUUUCACAGAAUUCUUCUAUAUUCUUUUGUAACAAAGAAAGCACUCCUUUGGCUGGUAGGAAACUGUAUGUUUUAGACCAUCAGUUUUCUAUUGAGCUGUAUACUUCAUGCUGUAGAUUGAUGUGCUCCACUAUUAAGAACCAAAAAAGUGAAGCUGAGCGAUGCAUUCAUCUGCUUGAGGAAUCAUUGAGCACUAUGCUAAGCUGUUUGGAGGUUGUGGACUCUGACACUGCUAAAAGAGAGGGAUAUGUUUCUUGGGAACUAGGGGAGGCAAUAAAAUGUGCUAGCUUUCUCAGGAGGAUUUAUGAAGAGAUUCGACAUCAAAAGGAUGUUCUUGGAAAGUAUGCUUUUCUCCUCCUUUCCAAUUAUAUUUCUACCUUUUCAGGGUGCGGCCCUUCUAAAGGUGUCAUUAGAAGCAGAGAGAUUGAUGAAGCAUUAAGGCCAGGUGUAUAUUCCUUGAUAGAUAUAUGCACACGUGAUGACCUUCAACAGCUACACAGUUUACUUAGUGAGGGCGCAUGUAGGAGUACUCUUGCGACUUUGUUACAUGACUACAAACAAAAUUUCCUAUAUGAAGGAAAAAUAUAAUCCAUAGCCUCAAGUAUUUGGUGUUGCUCUUGCAAGUUCCUGCUGUUGCUUGCAUAAGAUUGAGAUUAUGAUAUCUAUGUCCCAAGCUAAUUUUGAGAAAGAGCUCAUUGAUUAUUCAUUGUUGAAGACAGAAACGUGGCCCUCUCAACCAUAUAAGGUUCAAUAACAUGAGAUGCAGAUCUUGCACCACAUUACACAAAAAUUUGGGCAACAUGCGCUUACACACGAUGCUCCUACUGAUGUUUCAACGGUCAUAUGAGGUUUCACAUCAGAAAUAAUAUUUAUCUACUUGAUUACUUGACUACAUGAUAUUUUGAAGGUAUCUUCUUUGGCUUCUUUGUUUUGGCGGUUAAGAAGCACUUAAUUGUAUUUUUUUUUGGUAUUGAUCUCAAGUACAAUUAAAUGUAGUUCUUAUAUUAUAUUUGAAAUAAUUUUAGCAUGAUCUAAACUUAUAAAGUCUUGAUUUUAUACAAGUAUGCUUAAUUUAUAAGUUA
This is a messenger RNA of Dendrobium catenatum, 7133 nucleotides long. RefSeq lists its product as uncharacterized. Gene Ontology annotation, cellular component: nucleolus. The transcript has 11 exons. Gene Ontology annotation, biological process: ribosome biogenesis. NCBI's taxonomy places the organism in Eukaryota, Viridiplantae, Streptophyta, Magnoliopsida, Asparagales, Orchidaceae. Bases 388 to 6639 code for a protein of 2083 amino acids. The record is from RefSeq and is a predicted model, not a curated record.